GCGGGCGCCGGUACUCAGCGCUCAACGCCUCCUGAAGAAAGCCCGCCCGCGCACUCUGGUCCCCGCGUCUUGUGCACCCGCCGACCCUCGCUUAUAGUCCACGGGCAUGGCAGUCAACGGCAGCGUUCGCAGGGCCAACUUCGCUUCGCCCCUCACACACCAGCCGCGCUCGACGUCUCAGUCCGCGCACACACCUGAACACUCCCCGGUCGAUUCUACGCGCACGCAAUUGGCUCCCAAGAUGCCUUCCCUCGCCGCCUCCGCAGCAGGCGUCGCGCCCGCCCUGAAGCGGAAGCAGUCGUCGCCGAUGAUGCCUCCCUUCAUGGUGUCGGCGCCUGGCAAGGUCAUUGUGUAUGGAGAGCACGCUGUCGUGCACGGCAAGGCUGCAAUCGCUGCCGCCAUUUCGCUCCGCUCCUAUCUGCACGUCUCGUUCCUGUCGAAAUCGAAUCGGACCGUGCAGCUGCGUUUCCCCGACAUACAGAUGGAACACACGUGGAACAUCGACGACCUCCCCUGGGAGGCCUUUUCCAAAGCAGGGAAGAAGAAAUACUACUACGAUCUGGUCACGUCGCUCGACCCCGACCUCGUGGCCGCUAUCCAACCCUUCAUCGACCAAGUGUCGCCCAAAGCCCCCGAAUCGAUACGCAAGAUACAGCAUGCCUCGGCUUGCUCCUUCCUCUACCUCUUCCUUUCGCUGGCCUCGAGGAAGACUCCGCCCUGCACAUACACACUGCGCUCCACAAUACCAAUAGGGGCUGGCCUGGGCAGCAGUGCCAGCAUAUCGGUCUGCUUGAGUGCGGCGUUGCUCAUGCAGAUCCGCGCUCUUAGUGGGCCUCACCAAGACCAGCCGCCGCAGGAGUGCGAGCUGAACAUUGAACGCAUCAACCGUUGGGCUUUCGUCGGAGAGAUGUGCAUCCACGGCAACCCCUCCGGCAUCGACAACACAGUAUCGUCAGGUGGCAAAGCGGUUUUGUACCAGAGGAUGGGCGAGGGCAAGCCGCCCCGCGUUGAGCCACUGCACAACUUCCCAGAGCUCCCGUUACUUCUUGUCAACACGCGGCAAUCUAGAAGUACGGCGACCGAGGUCGCCAAAGUCGGCACUCUCAGGACACUCCACCCUGCACUUGCGGAGAACAUCCUCGAAUCGAUUGGCAUGGUCACCGAAUCCGCGUAUCAGCUCCUCAACUCUCCAGAUUUCGACCCUACAUCGCAUGCCUCACUUAAGCAUCUCGGCGAGCUCGUGACUAUAAAUCACGGCUUGCUCGUCUCGCUCGGAGUUUCACACCCCAAGCUUGAGCGAGUCCGAGAACUCAUCGACCACACUGGCAUUGGCUGGACAAAGCUUACCGGCGCUGGCGGUGGAGGCUGCGCAAUAUCCAUUAUCAAACCCAAGCCACCGGCGCUCACAAACGGCCACAGUAACGGCGCCCACGAACUUUCUUCUGACGAAUCGGACAUCUCUUCCGAAGCCGACUGUAGUGCGUCGAUCAUUUCGAACGGUACAAGGCUCAAACACAAGAUCUUGGACUCUCUCGAGGUCAAGCUUGAGAACGAAGGAUUCGAAAAGUUCGAGACGACGCUUGCCGGCGAUGGCGUCGGCAUCCUAUGGCCGGCAGUGCUCCACAAUGGCAACGAAGAAGAGGGUGGAGAAGAAAUCGACCAGGAGAAGUUCUUGAUGGCUGAAGGGACUGUGGGGAUAGAGAGGCUAGUAGGCGUAGCCGGGACCCGAAGACGGCUUGCGAAAGAGGUUCGCGAAGGCUGGAAAUUCUGGCGGCCCUGGGUCGCGCAUGAGGAAUGACUUUGAGCACAGUUCUUGCAAGAGAUCCAGCCUUUCCAUUCGACUACUUAAUAUUCGAUUCCACCCCGCCAUUUUGGCGCGUAUGAUGUAUAAUGCAGGCAAGGACUGGAAAAGGAAGUUGUAAAACGUUGGACGCGAGUCAUCUAUUUACGUGCGAGCUGUUGGUUCUUUUCGCAGUUUUGCAUAGCUCAGUCGCAAGUCCCUGGUCAAUAGCUAAUAUCAUUCUCCUCGUUUCUCUGCCGAGAACAAAGACAACAAAGGCACGUUUCGUCUGACUAAGCAUCUCCGUAACCAGAGCCUGGAAAUAAAAAGGC
Molecule: messenger RNA, 2112 nt
Organism: Boeremia exigua
Lineage: Eukaryota; Fungi; Ascomycota; Dothideomycetes; Pleosporales; Didymellaceae
Product: mevalonate kinase-like protein
Exons: 3
Coding region: 107-1798 (563 amino acids)
Biological process (GO): ergosterol biosynthetic process; isoprenoid biosynthetic process
Cellular component (GO): cytoplasm
Molecular function (GO): ATP binding; mevalonate kinase activity
Source: RefSeq, a predicted model, not a curated record